AUGUUAUUCAAACGCCCCCCCAAUGAAAAGGGAGCCGCAUGGCCAGCCAUCUUGGUGGGUUUGUUCGCCUCCUUUGGCGGCAUUCUCUAUGGAUAUGAUACCGGGACCAUUUCGGGUAUCCAGACUAUGCCCUACUGGCUUGAUGAAUUCGAUCAUCCUAGCGAAGGCCGCAUCUCCCUGAUUGUUUCCAUUUUGUCCGUUGGAACGUUCGUUGGCGCCCUCGCGGCGGGAAUCAUCGCAGACAUUACCGGCAGAAGAUGGGGAAUCAUCCUCUCAGUCAUGCUGCCUUUCAAUCUCGGUGUAGCUCUUCAAACUGCUGCUACGGCGCAACCUAUGUUUAUUGCUGGUCGCUUUUUCGCCGGUCUCGGAGUCGGUUUAGUUUCCACCCAAGUUCCCAUGUACCAAUCCGAAACCCUACCUAAAUGGAUCAGAGGCGCAGUUGUGGGAUGCUACCAGCUCUGCAUCACAAUCGGCCUCUUCUUGGCCGCUAUUAGACCUAACGCGAUCGCAGGAAGCUAUCGCAUCCCACUUGCCAUUCAAUUCGCAUGGGCAAUAAUUCUGGCUGGAGGCCUUCUCUGUCUCCCAGAGACCCCUCGUUUUCUGAUCAAAAAAGGCAACGAAGCCCAAGCCCUGAAAUCGCUGGUGUUCCUUCGUCGCUUGGAUCCUGAGGAUCCGCAUAUUAUCGCCGAGCUGGCAGAGUUAAAGAGCAACUGGGAGUAUGAACAGUCCCUUGGUUCUGCUUCGUACAUUGAAUGCUUCAAGGGUACCAUCGGCAAACGCACCAUUACUGGAAUUACACUCCAAUCACUUCAGCAACUCGUCGGCAUCAACUUCAUCAUCUAUUAUGGCACGAGUUACUUCGCCAAGAAUGUUGAAGGCCUGCCAGACUCUUUCAUCUUGCAGGUGAUCGUGAACUCUGUCAAUGUAGCCAUGACGCUUCCAGGCCUUUGGGCAGUUGAUCGCUUCGGACGCCGCCCAGUUCUUCUGAUCGGGGCUCUUGGGAUGGGUGUCUCCCAAUACAUCGUUGCGGCCUGCGGUGCCGCAACCCCGACCACGAAUUUCACGUCGCAAUGCGCCCAAUUUGCUUUUAUCUGCAUAUACGUGUCGUUUUUCGCAUCCACAUUUGGCCCCUGCGCUUGGGUCGUCACGGGAGAGAUUUUCACGCUGCAGACGCGUGCCAAAUGUCUUUCUAUGACCACUGCUGCGAACUGGUUCUUCAAUUGGCUUCUUUCUUUUAUCACUCCAUACCUCACAGGAGCACUCAACCCAACCCAAUCCAACGUGUUCUGGAUCUGGGGUAGCUUCUGCUGGAUCGCAUUCGUGUUCGUCUACACAAUGAUAUAUGAGACUAAGGGGCUGGCCCUUGAGCAGGUUAAUGAGCUCUACGAAAAUGAACCAAGGGCAUGGAGGAGCCUUGGUUACCGCUCCGAACUCCGAACGCUCUCUUUUGCUGAAGCACACGACAAGAGUUUGGCUAAUGAAGAUACGAAGCCUUCAGAGUUGGCUCUCGAGGAUGUUGAAAAGGCCUGA
Aspergillus terreus NIH2624 is the source of this 1530-nucleotide messenger RNA. RefSeq lists its product as uncharacterized. The record is from RefSeq and is a predicted model, not a curated record. Lineage: Eukaryota; Fungi; Ascomycota; Eurotiomycetes; Eurotiales; Aspergillaceae. The transcript has 5 exons. Gene Ontology annotation, biological process: transmembrane transport; carbohydrate transport. Gene Ontology annotation, molecular function: carbohydrate:proton symporter activity. The coding region runs from base 1 to 1530 and encodes 509 amino acids. Gene Ontology annotation, cellular component: membrane.